Lymnaea stagnalis (great pond snail) is the source of this 353-nucleotide messenger RNA. NCBI's taxonomy places the organism in Eukaryota, Metazoa, Mollusca, Gastropoda, Lymnaeidae. The record is from the annotation of a GenBank genome assembly.
AUUUGUAUAAAAACUUUUAGUACACAACAAUCAACAUUGUCACACAUUCUCUACCUGUCACGGCCGGGUCCAGGGCCAGUGGCUGAGCUAGGAUUAGUGCCACCCGAGGCGGAAAAAAUAGAUUUGCUACCCCUUGACAUGAGAAUCUCGCUGCCGAAAAUUCCGCCUCUCCAUGUCAAGAAAAAUGUGCCAAACAACGGGGCGGGCCAUCCCUCCCUCACCGUCUGCCCUCUCAACAUACAUUACUCGUGUGACGUCAAUCAGCCCAUAACGGCCCGUGCUAGUCAGGACAGACGUCGUCUACUUGAAAGUCCUGGGAGAAAAAAUAGACUAAAGUUUGCCUUGCAACACGG